AUGACCAACUCUGGCUUGGAGUUCUUCCCCCAUCGGUAUGAAUCCCGCACAUCUCAUGUCGCCUAUAGGUCGGAAUCCUGGCUUGAUUUCUUCCAUGGAGUCACUGACGAAAAAAGGCGACGUAGGAAAGAAACGCCGAAUGAUACGCGAAAUGCUCCACGGAUGUUGGCGUUCCCACAUCGAUCCCGAUGCCUUGAGCAGCCGACCGUUCGCAGCCGAAACCAUCGUUCCCUCACCAGCUAG
Molecule: messenger RNA, 243 nt
Organism: Colletotrichum orchidophilum
Lineage: Eukaryota; Fungi; Ascomycota; Sordariomycetes; Glomerellales; Glomerellaceae
Exons: 2
Coding region: 1-243 (80 amino acids)
Source: RefSeq, a predicted model, not a curated record